Darwinula stevensoni is the source of this 1046-nucleotide messenger RNA. NCBI's taxonomy places the organism in Eukaryota, Metazoa, Arthropoda, Ostracoda, Podocopida, Darwinulidae. The record is from the annotation of a GenBank genome assembly.
GGGCAGCAUCGGGGAAACUGCGCGAUAAGGCAUCCGCGCCUCGCACUGUGCUUUCCUUUAUGACACAAGCAUGGAGGCGUUUCGAUUCGUUGUGAUCCUUCUCUUCUUUGCCUGCUAUGUCGUCACCGUCGUGCUCAAUGCCUUGGCUAGCACCGGUAAACUAUUCGAGAACACACCGUCCAAAGUGUCGAGCAAAUACAGUACCUACCUGACACCGGUAGGAUGGACGUUUUCCAUCUGGAUCGUCAUCUACGUCUGGCUCGGCCUCAUCCUUGUCUACGUUCUUUCGCUGAUAUGGAGGAAGAGUGCAGGGGAGCGGCUGUUCGAGACGUCGCCCAUCGCUGAUCCCCUCCCCUUGCUGUUCCUCUGCCUCAACUUAAUACUAAACUUCACCUGGUUGUUCCUUUGGAGCCAGGAGUGGCUGGUGGCGUCCGCUAUCGUCCUAUUCCUCAUCACGGCUUCUGGUUGGAUCGCUCUCGUCAUCUUCUAUGUCCGUGUGCACGAGGUCGCUCGAGACCUUCUCGAAGAAGGGAAAUGGAACAUGGCCUUCAUCAGAUACAUCGUCUUCAACGGGCUGGAAACCUACAACGCUUGGACCUCCAUCGCCUUCCUGGUGAACUUGAGCGUCGUACUGGCCCACGUGUCCGGGAAGAGUCUGGAGUCCAGCGCCAACAUUCCUUUGAGUCUUCUCGUGGGGGUCCUUGCUCUUUGGGUCCCGUUUGAGGCCACUGCCUUCGACAAAUACGGUCGAUACGGAUUCAUGCACUAUUUUGUGCUGACCUUCGCCAUGUCGGGGAUCUACUCGAACGAGGAACCAAGGUCUCGGGGCGUGAACACGUACAUCGUCGUCCUCAUGGCCCUCUUCGCGUUCCUGAUCUUGUGCCGCUCCGCCUUCAUCGCGCAUCGCAAUAGCCAUCGCCCACAAUACAUUCCCCUCUGAGAGAUUUCUUGGAUUUUUUAAAAUUCAGUUUUAUUGGCAUUAAUGUGACUAUUUGUGAUAAUUGUUCGAAUUUAAUAUGGGGAAAAUAUUUGUUCUGUGUUCGAGG